Molecule: messenger RNA, 858 nt
Organism: Tripterygium wilfordii
Lineage: Eukaryota; Viridiplantae; Streptophyta; Magnoliopsida; Celastrales; Celastraceae
Exons: 5
Coding region: 1-858 (285 amino acids)
Biological process (GO): protein histidyl modification to diphthamide; tRNA wobble uridine modification
Cellular component (GO): cytosol; nucleus
Molecular function (GO): metal ion binding
Source: RefSeq, a predicted model, not a curated record
AUGGCCAAGUGUACAGAUACCUGGCCGGUGAAUGCAUUGCCUUCCAAAAUGAACCUUCCAAGCAAAACUAACGAGAAAGAGUCAGACUUUCCCAUUUGUCAGCCACCAGACAAAGCCAUCGAGGAUAUAGAGAGGAUCAUGGUGGAACAUACAAUGGCUGCCAUGAUCGUGGCGAUGCUGAUGGUUGUUGUUAUGGCAGCAAAUGCCGAUGACACAAACGAUGUUUUCAAUCCAUGUUUAGAUUCUAAAGUUCAGAAAUCUGAUGGGUUUACGUUUGGUCUUGCAUUUUCAAACAAAGAUUCAUUCUUUUUCAAUCAGGUUCAACUAUCACCUUGCGACAGCCGCCUCGCCCUUGCCAGCAAGAAUGCUCAACUCGCAGUGUUUAGGCCAAAGGUCGACGAGAUUUCUCUCCUUACCAUCAAUAGCAGCACCUUUGAUCCGGCCAAGGCCGGAGGAUUUAUGGUAGCGUUCGCUGGACGUAAGUACGCAGCAAGAUCAGUCCCAUUAAUGGUUGCUGAUCCCAGUAACACCAUAACUAGUUUUACUUUGGUUCUUGAAUUUCAAGAGGGGAUUUUACAAAACCUGUAUUGGAAGAGCUCAGGGUGUGAUUCAUGCUCUGGACAUCCUUUUGUUUGCCUUAACAAACAAGACUGUGCAGUGGCUACCUCCCAAUGUAAAGGACAUGGUGGGACUAUUGAUUGUGACUUGAACAUACAGUUAGCAUUCUCAGGUACAGACAAGAGUCUGGAAGCCCUCAACUCUUGGUAUGAGGUCAGUAAUCUCCGGCAGCACUCGCUCUACGGCCUAUUCUCUGAUGUCCGUGAUUCGAUCACUGAUCCAUUUGACAAGCUAAUCUGA